Protopolystoma xenopodis is the source of this 435-nucleotide messenger RNA. The record is from the annotation of a GenBank genome assembly. NCBI's taxonomy places the organism in Eukaryota, Metazoa, Platyhelminthes, Monogenea, Polystomatidea, Polystomatidae.
AUGCAUUACCGCUUGCGUACAAUUCCCCGUACCGACCGUACACACGCGCAACGGAAAAUCCUCGGUCGUCUGCCACCUGUCACUGCGUGUCCAUUUCUCCAUGCUUCGUCUUCCCCAGAGGGCCGUGAGUGCGUAAACUGCGGGGCUACUAAUACCCCUCUCUGGCGGAGAGAUGGACAGGGCAACUACUUGUGCAACGCUUGCGGCCUGUACCAGAAGAUGAAUGGCCAGAACCGGCCAUUGAUCAAGCCGAAGAGACGUCUGGUACCUUUAGAAGGCACAACUUUCAGGCUCGCAACAUCAGCUCGAUUGAGCGUUGAGCGGAGGCACACCCCUCCGACUUGGCCACAUCUUAUGCCAUGCAUUCGCAGCCUCCGAGGUCUACUGGUCUCCCGUGGCCUUACGACAAACAUGUUUGAUAUUCCUGUGGUCUGA